This is a messenger RNA of Enhydra lutris kenyoni (northern sea otter), 714 nucleotides long. Its product is annotated as interferon alpha-1/2-like. Gene Ontology annotation, cellular component: extracellular region. NCBI's taxonomy places the organism in Eukaryota, Metazoa, Chordata, Mammalia, Carnivora, Mustelidae. Bases 28 to 714 code for a protein of 228 amino acids. The record is from RefSeq and is a predicted model, not a curated record. The transcript has a single exon. Gene Ontology annotation, biological process: adaptive immune response; defense response; natural killer cell activation involved in immune response. Gene Ontology annotation, molecular function: cytokine activity; type I interferon receptor binding.
AACUCUUUUGUCCCCUAUUUAAGCCUCAUGCACAAGAGAAGAUGUUCAGAGAAGCUAGAGCCACGGGUCCCAGACAUGCCCACCUCAGCGAGGCCAACAACAUCUGUAGGUUCCCCCAUGGCCCUGCCCUGCUCCUUCUUGGUGCUCCUGGUGGUGCUCACUUGCCACUCCCUCGGCUCUCUGGGAUGUGACCUGCCUCAGGACCACGGCCUGGUGCCCUGGAGGGCCUUGAUGCUCCUGCAACGAAUGAAGAGACUGUCUGCUAGCUCCUGUGACAACUACACAAACGACUUUGGCUUCCCCCAGGAGGCGUUUGAUGGCAAGCAGCUGCAGAAGGCUCAAGCCCUCUCUGUCAUCCAUGUGAUGAACCAGAAGACCUUCCACCUCUUCUGCACAGAGGCCUCACCUGCUCCUUUGAACACGACACUCCUGGAGGAAUUGUGCUCGGGACUUUCUGAGCAGCUGGGCCGCCUGGAAGCCUGUCCCCUGCAGGAGGCGGGGGUGGGAGAGACGCCCUUCGUGAAUGGGGACUCCAUCUUGAGGAACUACUUCCAGAGAAUCUCCCUCUAUCUGCAAGAGAAGCAAUACAGCCCUUGUGCCUGGGAGAUGGUCCGAGCAGAGAUCAUGAAACCCUUGUAUGCAUCAACAGCCUUGCAUAAGAGAUUGCGGAGCAGGAAGGGACACCCCUUUCAACGUGGAAAUGGUUCUCUCUGA